GUUCUUUGCUAUGUCUGUGUAUCAAAUUUUUCAUAAUUUUGAGUGUUUUUGAUAAUUUGGCAAAACAUAUUUAGUCUGUUUGGAAACAAAUGCAAACUACAUGUAUAUCGAAAUGUUUCAGUAAUUAAUCGAUCGUGAAAUUCCAAAACGAUACUGAUUAUGCAUCUAUAAGCUUUUUCUCAAACAAGGUAAAUCACAUGGUUCACUGUAAAGAAAACUCAGUACUCCUAACCAAUCAACUGCGUAGACGCAGUCAUACACCAGAACGCAGAAGAGAAGAAUAUUUACGUGGAAUCGAUAUUUCAUUGAUCAGUUCAGUAGUGUUACCGCCUUGUGAACUUUUCACCGAAUCGAAUGCAAUCUCAUUUAUCAGAAAAUAUCAUAAAACAAAACCAGUCAAAUAUAAGGCAUUUAUACUUCCAGACAAAAUUGUGCUGCAUUACAAGAACCGAAAGCUAAACACUCAUCCAAAACCAUGUAUCAAUUAUUCUGAAGUGAAAUAUAUUUUUGUCUCAUCAAGUAUAUCAACAUCUGGCUGUUUUGUACUAUGCAUUGAUUCAUGCACUGAUAGACAAUGUCGCUAUGAGUUGUAUAAAAUUAAGGAUCUUGAAACGCGUAACUAUUUCAUAGACUUCUUAAAAUCUACUACGGGUGUUAAGGCUCGCCUUCAUAGUAACAGUAAUAAUAGUUACUGUUAUCAGCGUCAUUCAGUUCCACAUCACUCUAAAGCUUUAAACUCCCAUAGAAUAUCAAGUUCUUCUCAAGAUGAAUCGGAAUCUUUAUUUAAUUACGAAUCUUCGAGUUCAAAUUUUUCAUGAACUCAGUUAAAACGUAAAUAUCAGUAAAUUUGGUUUUUCAAUUACAUCUUUUGUUUUUUAAUUACAAAAACGAAUGUGACAUUAAAUUAAUUGUUAUAAUCAAUUUGAAAUGGUAUGUGGAAACCACUCUGAACCAACUGAAUCAUCAUAACGGAUUAUUUAAAUAUGGUUUAACAAAAAUUCAGCAUUUGUAACUUUCUUACUAUCGAACAAACUAACACUUUUAUCUUAAAAAUAAAUUUUUUUUCAAAAUCCUAAUUAUUUUUCUUUGUUAAACAUGAGAAAAUUAUCUGCAGUGAUGUGAAAAUACAAAUAUUGAUUGUUUUUAAA
Molecule: messenger RNA, 1148 nt
Organism: Schistosoma turkestanicum
Lineage: Eukaryota; Metazoa; Platyhelminthes; Trematoda; Strigeidida; Schistosomatidae
Source: the annotation of a GenBank genome assembly